GAUCCCACUGCCACCCUACUGCCACCCCAGUGCCACCACAUCCCUGUGCAUCAUCCCACUGCCACCCUACUGCCACCCCAGUGCCACCGCGUCCCUGUGCAUGAUCCCACUGCCACCCUACUGCCACCCCAGUGCCACCGCGUCCCUGCCCACCUCACCCCAGUGCCACCUCAGUGCCAUCAUAUCAUUGUACCGGAUCCCAGUGCCACCUCAGUGCUGCCAUGUCCCUGUCCCCCUUAUCCCUGUGUCACCCCAGUGCCACCCCAUCCCUGCACACAUCAUCCCAGUGCCACCCUAAUGCCACUCCAGUGCCACCAUGACCCUGUGCGUGAUCCCAGUGCCAUCCCAGUGCCACCAUGUCCCUGUGCAUGAUCCCAGUGCCAUCCCAGUGCCACCAUGUCCCUGCCAACCUCAUCCCGGUGCCAUCAUGUCAUUGUACCUGAUCCCAGUGCCACCUCAGUGCUGCCAAGUCCCUGCCCCCCUUAUCCCAGUGUCACCCCAGUGCCACCACAUCCCUGUGCGUCAUCCCAGUGCCACCCUGUCCCUGUGCGUGAUCCCAGUGCCACUGUGUCCCACCUCAUCUCGGUGCUUUGUCCCUGCACAUGAUCCCAGUGCCACCAUGUCCCUGUGCAUGAUCCCAGUGCCAUCUCAGUGCCACCAUGUCCCACUGCCACCUCAUCCCCGUGCCAUCAUGUCAUUGUACCCGAUCCCACUGCCACCUCAGUGCUGCCAAGUCCCUGCCCCCCUUAUCCCAGUGUCACCCCAGUGCCACCCUGUCCCUGUGCGUGAUCCCAGUGCCACUGUGUCCCACCUCAUCCCGGUGCUUUGUCCCUGCGCAUGAUCGCAGUGCCACCAUGUCACUGUACCUCAUCCCAGUGCCACCCCAUCCCUGCCCGCUUUAUCCUGACAGCCCCACUCUUGCUGGGGUGGCACCAUGGGGGGGCUGAACCCUCUCCCCCCCCGCAGUGAUUUCGGAUAUUACCGCCCUGAGAACCAGUCUGUGUGCGUGGAGCAGCCCGAGCUGAAGGGCCACGACUUGGAGUUCUGCCUCUACGGCCGCCGCGAGCUGCUGCGCACCAGCGGGUACCGCAAGAUUCCUGGGGACAAAUGCAGGGGAGGGGAGAGCCCCAGCAGGGAGGAGACGGACAUGAAGAAGAAGUGCACCAGCACUCUGCUGAGCCCCGGGCAGCUGGCGACGUCCCCCAGCCCCACACCCAUCGUGCUGGCCGUGGUGGCCGUGCUGCUCGUUAGUGCUGUGGCCGGAGUGCUGCUCGUCAAGAAAUACGUCUGCGGUGGGAGGUGGGUCUCUUUGGGGUCCCCGUGACUCUGUGGGCUUCCU
Meleagris gallopavo (turkey) is the source of this 1339-nucleotide messenger RNA. The record is from RefSeq and is a predicted model, not a curated record. NCBI's taxonomy places the organism in Eukaryota, Metazoa, Chordata, Aves, Galliformes, Phasianidae.